Pocillopora meandrina is the source of this 29166-nucleotide messenger RNA. The record is from the annotation of a GenBank genome assembly. Lineage: Eukaryota; Metazoa; Cnidaria; Anthozoa; Scleractinia; Pocilloporidae.
GGGAGAGGUAACAUAAUAGAUAAGGUUCAUGUGGUGGCCAGAUGGCUACAUAGAACUCAUUGUUACGUUGGACAAAAAUUCAUCACAUUUUCUGUUCUUCACCUGCUCCUUGCCGAGAUGUCUUCCCUUUUCAGAUCGGAGGAAAUGACAUUGGCUCAACUUUUUCUUCAAGCUGAAGCAGCUUACACUUGCGUGAGCGAACUUGGAGAGUUGGUACGAAACUAAGUGAAACUCUCAAUCCGAUAGAUUUAGUGUAGUCUAGUUAUUUAUUUUAAUGUACCUCUACUGUUUUCUUUGAUAAAAUAUACUGAGCUAUGCCAUUCGUUUUCUUCCUUAGGGCCUAGCACAGUUUCGAGAUGUAAGUACAAAAUGACAGUGUUCAGCUGCAUUCGAUUCGUAUUGACAUGUUUAAAACUUCUACGAGAGAUCAACAGAAAAUUACUUUUCAAUGUCUUUUGCUCGCCAGUUAAAUCCAGACGUGAACGCUUUUCAGCGUAAGUUCGUUAAUGAGGUGAGACGAUGCGAGGAGAUGGAAAGAAAACUUCGUAAGUGGACAGGGGAGAUUUUAGAUGUGUCCUAAUUUGGUCAUAUUUACUCUUAUCGUUAGCUUAAUAAAGUUGGCAUAAUUUUCAUUGUAGGAUUCUUAUACAAGGAAAUUGAAAAAGCAGAUAUACAUGUAUCAGAAGCCAUAGAAUAUCCAGAAACUCCUCAAUUACGAGAGAUGAUUGAUCUUGAGGUUGGUAGAAAUUAAGAUUUUUAUUGAAAUACAAAACACACAAGGUAUUCCUCCAUCUCCUCAUCUCUUAACACUUUAACUCUCAGAAAUGAGCAACAGAUAACUUCUCCCUACAAAAUCCAUGCACUAUCCAGCAAACAGGUUAUGAGAGUACUCAAAUGUAUCAGGUAGAAGUUGUUAUCUUGAUCUAACACCAAGUUCUCACAACACAGUUAUUUUUAAGGAAAUGUGCAGCAGCUAGAGGGGAGAAUUAACAAUAAGAUCUUGGGAGUUAUUCAUUUCUAACACUUGUUUAUUCAUUCUUCCAUUUACUUUCUCUUUUUCUUCUUUUUUAGGCCCAAUUUGAGCAGCUUGAAAAUGAAAUGAAAGACAGCAACACAACUUAUGAGACCCUUAUGAAGAACUCUUUGGCACUGACAGAAUUCAAACACAUUUUACAAAAAACUCAAACCUUCUUUGAAGAGGUAAUCAAACAUAUCUGUACUUGAAAAAGCUCCAUUUUACUACAGUGUAUCCACUAAUUUGUUGCUAAUUAAUGGAAAUAAUGUAGAAAAAUGUUUAAACUGAAAUGGAAAUGGUGUAUCCCUAAUUAUAGGCUGGAUGGAUUUGCAUGAGUCUGUUCUUGGUCUCUUAAUACAGAAAAGGAGUAUCUUUACCUCCCUUGGAUGGGAUAUGCUCCUUUGUCUUUUUACCAAGAGAGCAAAGUGUCAUGCCCAUAGCCAUGACAGUCUGUGACUCUUUCAGGGCUUCAUCAGUGCAUGACCUUUUAAUCCUGAGUCAGUGCACAAAUGUGCUAUAAUUGGGAUAACCACUCAAAAAUCACAGAAAAAUUGUUUUGCGAUUGAAAGAAGGAGUUUUUCAUCUUGUCUCAUUUUGGAUCAAAAGCAAAAAUUCCAGGGCCUCAGGAGGAAUCAUUUUAACCUCCAACCCUCAGAUUCUGUACAUCACUGCUCCACUGUUGGGGUAUUGAGAACUCCGUGGUGAGCUGGGCCAUAAUUAGGUUCUUAUGUGAAAAGUGUCCUUUAUAUUAUGGGGAUCGGCGAUGUUAAAAGCUUAGUGUGAGUUGAUAAAAGCUGUGUCCCUGAUCAUCAAAGAGUUUUCUUGGUUAAUGGUUGUGAGCAUGCAUGUAUGGGAGCAGGUAAUCAAAUCUGAGGGUCUUUGGUUCUAAAUCUCUGAUAAGGAAAGUAGAAUUUUCCUUCAUUUCUCAAUUGUCAAGACAAGACAAAAUGCAUAAUUCCUGGCUUAUUUCAUUACAGAGCUCAAAAUUAACCAUCUUUCUCAAAUCAUUUAUACACAAUUUGCAAAUUGCAUUUUAUUUUCAUUCUAGGCUGCCUUAGAGGGAAAUCAACAAUUAAUGCAUGAAUCACAGAGGAGUGAUUUACAGGCACUCACAGAAGAUGAUGCAAUGGAUGAAAUGGGAAAAGAAACUCAACUGGGGUGUGUUUACCAGUUUAUUUAUAAGUAUUUUAUAUAGAUAUAUUCACCAUGGUAGAUGUUUUUGUUACAUUCUGCAAAAUUGAUAAAUAAACCAAGAAUAGGCUGACACCUUUUUUCAGCUCUUUAAGUGUGCAAACAAAACAAGUCUAAUGUAUCCUUUACUGUAUUUUAAUACCUGUAAAUUAAUUAUUAAGAGAUACGUUGAGAGGACCAAAUUCCCAUUCAUGCAUGAACUUAUUGGGAACCAGACAUUCCAGUUGUAAAUAAUACAUUCAAGUGUUUUUUUUAUUUUAUCAAAUUUUGUGCUCAUAAUAUAACCAAGAAAUGCCUUGCACUGUUUAUUACCUAGCUAUCCAAUUAAAUUAUCAAAUGGUGAACAUGACAUUCCUUGGUCAAUUAUAAGAAUUUUGGUUUGUGAUGGAACUUGCAAAAGAUAAUCCUACAUUUGAGCUUUAAAAUAUUUUGCUCACAACAUUAGUAUUUUGGUGCUCAUGAACAAAAUUGGAGGGCUCAGAGCAAGAACGAUCCCUUGAUUUUUCAGCCAUUUUUGAAAGUGUCCACAUGCCAAAAUUCAACUACUUCUGAACACUUUCAAAAAUGGCCAAAAAAUCAAGGGAUCGUUCUUGCUCUGAGCCCUCCAAUUAUUGUCUUCUUUUGUAGUUUUGUCACUGGAGUCAUAGUGCGUGAGCAAAUGCCUUCAUUUGAACGUCUUUUGUGGCGUGCCUGUCGAGGAAAUGUGUUGUUAAAACAGGCAGAAAUAGAGACUCCUUUGGAAGAUCCAAGCACUGGAGACCAAGUCAACAAAUGUGUCUUUAUUAUAUUUUUUCAAGGAGAUCAGCUCAAAAGCAGGGUGAUGAAAAUUUGUGAGGGGUGAGAAAUGUGUUUUGUUAUCUAACUGUUGUUGUUGUUGUUGUUGCAUUAAGCCUAUCAACAACAAAAAAAUGUAUUUAUUUUUAGCAAUUAAAAUACAUAUCUAGCCAUCACUGCCUGCAAAAUAGUAAAGCUAAUUGAGGUGGCAGGGAAACAAGCAUUAACAUAAAUUCCUAGUCAACAACAAGUUUGACUGACCAGAGGAAAUGAUUAAGAAAUGACUAUGUUUGGAAGGAUUUUGUCAAAAACAACAGAAUAGACAACAGUGCAACUUUUACAACAAUAUAGGAACUCCACAGAUAAAGGGCAUGUCUAAAGUCAUGUGUAAUUCUUACAUUACCCUACAAUACCUGUCACCCAAAAGGUGUGCUAUGUUAUGUUAUUUACUUACUAACAUAAAAGACAAGGAUGAGGCAAACAGCAGACAAUAAGCGGUUUAAAAGAUCAUAGGGAACAAAAUCCUUGAUCUGUUUCUUUCCAUAUGUAUGGUUGAAUUUUCUGCAGAGUGAAUUUAAUUGUGUAAAGAUUUUAAAUCAAUGAUAGAAUCGAACAUGUAUUGAGCAGUACCGUAGUGCACAGUCACCCAGUAUAAGGGGAUUCAUUUCUAAACCCUCCCAACUUCUUUUCAUUAGUAUUGUUAGUAAUUUUCUCCUCUAUUAAGUGGUCACCUCUAUCAAACAAUGAUAGUCACCCUCAACUGAGUCCCAACAGCCUGUGUUUAUUGUAUGCCCUCCACCAGUAUGGAACAUUCAUGUAAAGUAAUAUUUAAUCCAAGUUUAUUUCCUGAAUUCAAGGGUAGUUGUAUUUUUUAGCAAGUUUGUGUACAUUAUGGCAUAAAAUGGUGUUUUUUAUUGUCUUCUAUUAAUUAAUAAUACCCCUAUUCUGUGGAACCUGUAUCAAUCCUUUAACUCCCAGAAGUGAUUCACAUGUAACUUCUCCCUACAAUAUUCACCCACUAUGCAACAAACAGGUAAUGAGAAUACUCAAAUGUAUCAGGUAGAAGUUGUUAUCUUGAUCUAACACCAAAUUCUUGCUACUAAUUUACAAGGAAAUGUGUAGCAGCUAGAGGGGAGAAUUAACAAUCAUAUCCUGGGAGUUAAAGGGUUAAGCAGUCAUCCUGCAAUUCCCCGAGGGUGACUGUUGGACACAAGUUUGACUGUAAAUAACUAAAUUUUUCCCCUCUUAGGUAUCGUGCUUCAAUCUACCCAUGUCCAAACACUGCAACUGAGAGAUUAGAGGUUGCCACUGGAGUAGACACAAGGAUUGAAGAUCUUCAAAUGGUAAGAAAGUUUUCUUUAAAUUUUUUCUUUUUACUCACCAAUAUUGCAGGGUUCAAGUCUCCGAUUUUCCUCCAUUGAUUUAAUUAUUUAAAGAAAGGUCCUGACAUGUGUCUGCAGUUACAUUUAUUUUCCGUGGAGGGUUUCUUACUUGUCUUGAGGAUUUUUCUGUUGUGUUUCUUAAUUAUGGUUUAUAGAUUGUCUGUGCAGCUAUAACAAACUUUCAUGUUGUUUUAGUUGAAAAUUUUGCUCUACUGGUGAUUUUUCAGAAAAUGUUUACUGAUGAGGUUCAGGAACUCUCUGCCGAUGUUUGUGUAACUGAAUAUAUAUACCAGUAAUUUGAAUAUAUAUAUAUAUAUAUAUAUAUAUAUGUAUACAGAUAUAUACAUAUAUGCAUACCUGUUUUUAUAAUGUUGCAACAUUGAAAAUAUAUAUUAAAUAUAUAUAUAUCUUUUGUUUUCUUGUCAAAAAGUGUCUCUUUUUGAUGAGAAUAUAUAAGGUAUGCAUAUUUAAUAUACAUUUUCAAUGUUGUAACAUUUUUGAAAACAGGUGUGUAUGUACAUAUGUAUAUAUACAGUAGAGCCUUGCUAACUCAAAAUCCCAAGGAAAAAAACACUUUGAGUUAGCACCUGGGGUUAGAGUUAGCCAAUAGUAAAUGUUGAAAAGUCACAUAAAGGAAAUCAGAUCUUGUUAUAGUUAGUUAACCUAGUUCCAGUCAGGAGGGUUCUACAAUAUAAAUAUACCAGUAUAGUAAUAAGGGAAUUAACAUGAAUCAUUGGUUAAGUAAAUGCAACAGAAAAAACUUUGAACUAAAACUGGAACAGAUUUGAUCUAUAUACGACACACUUGUAAUUUUGUCUAGUUUACCAAGUUAGUAAAUAAGUUAUAUCUCAUGUUGUCAUUUUAUUGUCAAAUUUUAUUUCAUUCAGGUCUUAAAUGAGACAAGAGACCAUCGUUACAGCUUGUUGACAACUUUGGCAAAGAACAUUAGUCAGUGGUUUAUUAAGGUAUUUAUUAGAAAUCAUUAAUAGUUAACCCUUUAACUCCCAAGAUCUGGUUGUUAAUUCUCCUCUAGCUGCUACAUGUUUCCUCAUAAAUAUGUUACAAGAAUUUGGUGUUAGAUCAAGGUAACAAUUUCUGCCUGAUGAGUUUGAAUAUUCUCAUGACCUGUUUGCUGGAUAAUGUUUUGAUAUUAUUGGGAGAAGUUACUUGUUAAUCACUUCUGGGAGUUAAAAGGAUAAACAUGUAAUUAUAUAAUAUUAUGUUUUAAUAGUUUUACUGGUCAUUCAUUAUCAUUAGAAAAAAUCAAGAGUCUUAUAUAGGUAUAGAUGCCCCUGUUAAGUUCAUUGCCAUGUAAUUUACCAUACAGUCAGUACCAAAUUAACAUCCUGGGAAAGAUAAUGAGAUCUCACUACCAGAUUCAAAUAAUGAAAUAUUAAAUGUAAAUUUUGCAUUAGUUUAUUAGUACUUGUCAUUUUUUGUUUUGGUUCCCAGGUUAAAAAGAUCAAGGCCAUAUAUCAUACCAUGAACACGUUCAACUUGGAUGUUACUCAGAAAUGUCUUAUUGCUGAAUGUUGGUGUCCAGUGAGUGACUUGGACAAGAUUCAUCAAGCAUUGCGACGAGGCACAGAGCGUAGUGGUGCUGCUAUACCAUCUAUUCUGAAUCGCAUGGCCACUGAUCAGGAGCCUCCAACUUUUAACAGGACUAACAAGUUUACCCAGGGGUUUCAAGCCAUUGUAGAUGCCUAUGGAGUAGCAAACUAUCAAGAGGUUAAUCCAGGUGAUUCCAUGUGAUCGGUGUCAUUCAUGAUUGUGUUUGAAAUCUUCUCUUAGUUGUAACUCAUUAGCAUUUUAAGAACUUUACUCUUACUUACUUUAGUAAUAAAUAAGUAUUAUUAGAAUAUUAAGAUGACCAUUCCAAACUGUGUACUUUUGGUAGCUCAGGGGAGGGCGCCUAUUUGAAACGGGGUGCUUGCUAGAGACAGGGUGCUUAUCUCUUUUUUCAGAAACAGAAAAAUGUGAAACAAAGCUUUCAUUUGAUGUUUAGUUGGAAAGAAUAACAAAAACUGGAAACAGACUUGUUGACCCUGGACUCUUCUUAGCUAGAACAACUAGCCAAGCAAUCAUCACAAAGUUUUAAGAUGGGAUCUUUUGUUCAAAGGAACUUUAAACAUUCAAAGGGACGUAAUAGUUGAAAGACUGAGAUGGUCAAGACCAGACUGUUUUAGUCAUAAGGGACUAAGUGAGCAGUUACUGGUUAAAGAAGAUGAACCAUGGUUGAGUGGACUUCAGUGUAGUAUGUACUCUAACACUGCUAUAACUGAAACAGAACAGGGGCUCUAGGCGGAAUAGAGGUGCUUACUGGUAUAGGGGUGCUUAUUGUACUGAGGAUGCUUACUCAAUAGGGGUACUUAUUAAAAUAGGGAUGCCUAUCAAGAUAAACAAAUUUGAGGGGGUCACCCACAACAAAGGGGGCACUUAUAUAUUGGAAGGAGGGCACCAAAUCAAAUCAUUACAGAAACUGCGACUUGGCUUGAUAGCUAAUAUAUUCAAAUUGAUUUUUUUUCCAUUCCUUCACAUUUCCUUAGCCCUGUUUACCAUCAUUACCUUCCCAUUUCUGUUUGCGAUCAUGUUUGGAGACUGUGGCCAUGGCUUGAUAAUGUUCCUAUUUGCAUUGUGGUUAGUUCUGAAGGAAAAGAAACUGAAAAAUUAUAAAGGUGGUGGUGAGGUAGGUGUUACAUUCAGAGCCAAAUGUGAAAUGUUUUAGAUAAUCUGUUGGGCUUCAAGCUUCAAACCUCAAUGAUGGGUAUUGAAUUGACUCUAUGGUGUCCUAAUAUGGCAGUGAUUAAAUAUCAUUAUCAAAUGAUAAUGAUAAUUAACCUUCUUAUUUUCUUUCCAAUUAUUGCAUAUUGUCGUGAAGAUGUUUGAGACCAUUUUUCAUGGCCGCUAUAUCAUCUUGUUGAUGGGACUGUUUGCCAUGUACACUGGUCUUAUUUACAAUGACUGUUUUUCCAAGUCCUUCAACAUCUUUGGCACAGCCUGGGAUCUUAGUGUAGAUUGGGAUUCAAUCAGGUAUGAAUAAUGUAAGGGCAAUGAUCAGAAGUAAACAUUUUCUCUAGACACUGACAAUAGUUUAUUGAGGUACGCAAACUUUCCUGAAUAGUUACUAGCCCUCAAUUUUAAGGAAACAUGGCAAUCUAUUGUCACAGUAGUAGAGUGCUUUCCAUUUGGCUGUUGGAGACCAAAACCAAAAAUAAUCACAACUACAGCCUUUCAGAAGAAAGGAAAAUGCCUCUAAAACCCAAUGAGAAUUCAAACUUAAAACAACCAAACCAUCUUAAGCAUGGGAAAACCUUGGCAACCAUGUUGUAAAUGGUCUUAGUUUUGGAUCUAAUGGGUUGAGAAUGUGGCACAAGAUAUUUGGACCAAUCACAGAGCAAGGUAAGGCAGAGCUAAUACAAUCUUAAUUUACUAUCAACACCCAAUACACCUGAUUGAAAAUUGUUCUAACUAGAGAUUGUAUUCCAUUUAUUAGUAAAAAAAUAUCCACCAUGCAGUAAAGAAAUAUCUAUGGAUCUCUGCACUGUAAUGAAGGAAAAAAAAAUACAAUUAAUUUUCUUGCUUUUAAAUUUGAAUUGCCAUUUUGUCUUUUAGCGAGGACAACCUAAAUAAGUCAGUUGCAGGGAAAGAAGAAAUCUGGGUAGACCCCAGGAAAACAUAUAUAAGAGGGGUGCCAUACUUCUUUGGUAUUGACCCAGUAAGUGCAUAGUGAUUAAAAACAACUUUUACUAGUACCUAUUUUAGUAACUGCUCUAUAAGUCUUAAAGAUAAUACUUAUAGAGCAGUUUGCCAACUGAAAAAUACUGUCAGAGUAACUUUCUGUCCUUUCUUGAUAAAAUUAACAGACAAUUUGUAUCUGUCCUUCAAUGAACUACAAAUAAAGCAUUUCAUUUACACUUUUUAAUGCUUAAAACAAUAUUACUGAAAGUUUGUUUUAUCAAAGCCAUUUCUAAUGUUUUGAGCUAACAAUAAAAUCAAUGGCUAAAAAAUGUUCUGAAGAAUUUGCUGACUGUCAGUAACCAUAAAUCUGGGAAAACCAUGAACACUUCUUCAAAAAAAAAAAAAAAAACUUUAGAAUCUGAUUCUUCUUUACCUCUGCUUCAUUUCAGAUCUGGCAGCUGGCUACCAACAAACUUGCAUUUACCAACUCAUUCAAAAUGAAGAUGUCUAUUGUCAUUGGAGUGGCCCACAUGAUGUUUGGAGUUUGUCUAAAUUUCUUUAAUCACCGGUAAUGAAAUGUAGAUCUUAAAGCAACAAAAUAUUAUUUUAUUCAUAAAAUUUUUACAGGAGGGGUAGCUAGUAGGGCCUUGGUUAGCCUGUGACCCAGCCUUUGAAAUGUAGUGUCACCUAAAGACGGUGAAAUAAGUUCCACAUGAAAGGAAAUAACAUGGCCCCUGAAAUAUUUUAUCCAGGUCAUAGCAAAAACCAAGCACAGCAAGGUCAAAAACGAUCCAGGGCCAUUAUUCUCCAGUACAGCUUGAGCAAGGAAGGUGAGUGAGUAGAUUAUUAUUUGGCACUCCAUGAAACUUAUUUAUUUUCAAUUGAAUAUUCCAGCUUUUUCAAACAAAAAUACAUGGCUUAAUUAUGACUGUUUCUGUGGAUAUGGUCCAUGUGGCAAAAUCUUGACCAAGUAGGAACCUGUCAGAAUGCUCAGAUUUACCUUAAGACUUCCUAGCAAUAAAAUAAAUGCAGCAUCAAGGACUGCAGCACCUAUUCAUGGAAUAUAACUUGAACAUGUGUAGGGUACAAGUUUGUCCAGAACAGCCUCAGAAACUUGGCCUUUGUUUGAGAGACUAGUUGAAAAUUGUCUCAGAUAUUAUUAAUAUGCAACUUUUUUAUUCUCUAGACACUUUAACAAAUCUUUAGAUAUUGUUGCUGAGUUAGUACCCCAGGUAAGUGAAAUUGAAUUACUUAUUGGACGUUGAUUUUAUCCACAUAUUCUUCAUGGUCAAAACUCAAACAGAUAGACUUCAUGGCAGAAAUGAAAUUAUUUCAAGUAUAUAUGAAUUUUUUCAUGAAUAUACAGGCUGGUGUAAUAUUGGUCAAAUAAAAGGCAAAAUGCAAACGUUUUUUGUUUUUGCUUUCUGUAACCUGUGUGGACUAGAUAGUAACAGACAGUGCUAAAAAAUGCAAUAUAUGCAUGAGUGUGUAAGAUGAGGAAGCUAAUGUAUUUCCUGCAGUGUAAGUGUUAGAUGGCUGGCAUUGUGGGCAGCAGUAUGUUUUCCUUGCUUGAUUCGAAUACCUACUGGUAACUUAAAGAGCUUUAUGUUAACUGACCAGUGCUGAUCUUAAGUUGCUUUGCUUCUAUGCAUUAAGUGCUGCUUGCUGAUUUUUUGCUGUUGUUGCUACUUGAUGCCUACCAACAGCAUUGGUAAGAAGCUGCUCAUCUCUGCACCACAAAUCUACCCAUUAACCCUUUUGCUCCCAGGUGAGACCAGAUAGGAAUUUCUCCUUGCAAUGUCAUAUUUAAUUAGAAACAAAAUAAGCAGAAAGAAACAAUUUUAUUAACAAAUUUCAGAUACGAUAUUUGCUGAUUUAACACCAAAUUCUCAGUGCUAAGAUUACAUGAAAUGUAUAGAUGACGGUGGGGAGAAUUAAUCUUUAGAUUUUGGGAUUGAAAUGAUUAAAAGAUGGUUAAAUGGGAAUCACCGCUGGCAAGAUUUUCCAUAAAUGUAUGUCACUCCCUAACCCUUUCAUUCCCAAGAUCUCAUUUAGCUAUUCUCCUUACAGUCUGCUAUAAAAUUCUUGUGAUUUUAGCUUUGAGGAUUUGGUUUUGGAUCUUCUAAUAAUUCUCCAAUUGAGACUUUUCUUUAUUCUCAUCACUUGUGUGCUUGAUAUUGUAUGAAUAUUGUAAGAAGAAAUUCUUCCUUGGUCAUCAUGCUAAUCUCCAACCUGACCACCCUUUGCAGGUUUUUCCUGUCAAUAUGCAAACUUAUUCUUUCUGUUUUUGAGAAUCAUUCUCUUGAUCUCUUGAAUUGCAAAUAAAAGUAAACUUUAUAUAUAUACUGUCUAGUUCCUUAUUGUGGGUUGAAGCUUGUCAGGAUAAGGUUGAAGUACAAUCUUGUUCCUAGAGCUAGUAGUGAUCAUGUGAUCAACACUUCAGAUCACAUGGUUAUGGCCACAUCUUUUUCUUAGUUGUUUGUGUGUAAAAAUUCUUUCCUUGUUUUAUUAUUUUCAUUUUGUGUUUUUACUACAUUUAUGUGAUCAUUCUGAUGUCAGAAUUAAGAGAGUGGUUUCUUCUAGACAUUGUUGGUAGAUUGCACCAGCCAAAAGGAUUGUCAGAAGCAAAGGAUUGUCAAUAGCAAACAUUUUCUUGUUUUUUUUUUCUUCCAGAUCCUGUUUUUGUCAUGCAUCUUUGGUUACCUGGUCAUUCUGAUUGUCUACAAAUGGAUUGCUAUAGAUAUCAACAGUAAGAAUGUGAGUUAUUGGUGUCGCCCUUGGUGUCACACGUGGGCUGAGCUUCUUGUUGGUUAUCAUCCUUGCUUUAAGGGUUUUUCUGCAGGAUCCUCUGGUUUUCUCCUUCCACAAAAACCCCAACAUUCCAAAUUCCAAUUCAACCUAGAAACAGUGGACAAGAAGAGUCAACUUGUGGUCAGGAAUGUCCUUUGCUAAUUUCCCGUUUCCAUUUUAUUGGGAUUUGUUUAUAUUCAGUGGCAAUCUAGAGGAGUACCUUUCUAUUUCAAUAUAAAUUGUUUGUUGCUCAACAAACCACAAUCACCAAGCUUAAAAGUUUAUUUUAGCUACUGGAAGAUCACUUUAACUUGUAAAGCUUUGCUGCCACCUUAUUUGGAUGCAUUUUUAACAGCCCUGUACAUCUACAUAUCCCCUAUUUAACAACACUGCAAGUAAUCAUGUUUGGGGGUUUUUUAGGUCUCUUUUCCCAUGUUUCAAGCAAAUAUUUAAGUUUAUUGAUUUAAGUUGUGUACCUCUUUGUUCAUGCAAUGUUUGCUUGAUUUUGCAGCAACCAAGCUUACUGUUGGCACUCAUCAACAUGUUUCUGGAAUUUGGUUUAAGAAUAAAAGAUGAAAAUCUUCUGUACGAUGGACAGGUGCUCAAAAAUGGUUUUUAUUUUCACUGUAUAAUGCAUCUUUUUUGUAGUUUAAAUACUUGAGAUCAUUUUGUUGGCCAGAGCACUUUACUAAGUGUUUCGCCCUAUUUAAACUCCAGUAAGUGACUUAGAUAGAAUUUCUCCUUACAAUAUCAAUACAAUGUCUACAAUAUAAAGCAUGAGACAAACAUUGAGAAUAAAGAAACAGAUAAAUUAGGGGAUCAAUGGUGGAUCUAAUACUCAAAUUCUCCAACUUAACUUCAUAAGAAUUGUAUAGCAGAUAAAAAGGAGAAUUGUUAAAUAAGACAUUGGGAGUGGAAGGAUUGACAUUUUAAAUGGUGUUUCUCUGCUCUUAUGACAGGCUGUUGUUCAACCAUUACUGGUUGUUAUAGCAAUGCUCUGUGUUCCCUGGAUGCUCUUAACAAAGCCCUUAUAUCUCCGGCAUCGGCACAGAGUUAACAAAGAACAUGUAGGUCAAGUAAUUCCUGGCUAUAUCUUUAUUGUUUACCUCAUGUGAUGUAAAAAGCAACACUUGUAUGUUAUUGUGUAAUUGCGCAGAAAUCACUUUGGAUUUGAUUCUGGACAUUUCAAGGGGAAUUUCAUUGGCUAAUGUGUUUCCUGAUGUUUGGAAGCUUUAUUACAUGUGUCAAUCAAUUUCAAGCUUCCCCAGACAUUUGAACUUGUUAAGAUUCCUGUCCUCUGGGCAAAAAAUGUGUCCAAUACCCCACCUUAUUCUUUUGUAAAACUCAGCAAUUGUGACUUUCUACACAUUGACCAAGCUUUGAUACCUAGACUCUUCCGUACCAGUUGCUCUGGCUAGUGAACUAGAUGUAAAAUAUAACACUUUUAUUCUGCUGGAGAGCCUUGAAACGUCUGGUGUAUCUUUUUUAUGAGAAAACAAAACAUAUAUAUAUUUCAUGUAUACUUUCCAAUUGAUAUAUAUAUGUAUAUAUAUGUAUAUUUAUCUGCUUCUGUGUCAAACAUCUCCUUUUUUAAGGGUUAUCAGAGGUUAGGGCCAGGUAGCCCCAGUACUACUCUCUUGUCCGGGGAAAUGGAUGAUUCUGGAUUAGACUCUGGUGCAGUGGUUUAUCAUGACGGCUCGUUUCAGGAAGAUCAAUCACCUGAUGACCAUUGUGAGGAGGUAUGGGUGCUGUUGGAUUCAGGACUCCUUUCGGAAAAAAAUUCAGAUCAGUUUUCCUUUCUUUUUUCUGUUUUUAGUUUGAUUUUUGGGAAGUGUUUGUACAUCAGGCCAUCCACACUAUCGAAUACUGCCUCAGUUGUAUCUCAAACACGGCCUCUUACUUGCGACUGUGGGCCCUAAGUUUAGCUCAUGCAGGUAAGAACAAGAAAUCAGGUUUUCAUUUCAUCAAAGGUACGGUACAGUGUUGAUCAUUAGUUCAUCCUGUAAGGAUUCUUUAUACUAGUUGCAGAAACCUCCCUACGGCCUGAAGUCGGUUUUUUGUAACGAUCUGGAGGAAGAGCAUAAGGCAAGGAGAGAUUUCAACGUCGAAAAACCCGGGGCAAGACAGCGUGUGGCAUGUCCGUGAUACCUUUUACUUUUUGGCGAUCUCGGCCCAGCCCCCUAUCCGUUGAAAUGUCAGUUAUAAGUUUCCUUUCCUUCAAAACUCGUGGGACCGUCUUUUAAAUAGUACGCCCGUAUAUUGUUUUUCUGUGAGAACAUUAAGUAAGAAUUCGCCUAUACCUCCCCUGUCUUCUUGAUUUCAUCAAGAGUACCCCUUUACCCUCUUGGGAAGCCAGGCUCUGAUUGGCCCCCUUGGUCUGGAGACGGGGUAUUUUAGCGGAGCUCGUCGUGCACGCAGCGCAGCUCCAUAGUUAAAAAAACUUCUGAUACAACUGUGAAAACUAAACAUUUCUUACAUUUUAGAGCUGUCGGAAGUAUUUUGGAACAUGUCUCUUCGUCCAGCUUUCACAUUUACCGGUUGGCUGGGUUCUGUCGCUGCCUUUGUUAUAUUUUCACUUUGGGCAGGUAAGUGUGAAAUAACAUUUUACCAGACUAACCUAAUAAUCUUUCAUUACGUCGAUCGUUACGCGCGCGUAAGAGGAUAUGCGCGUAGGCUGUCUUAAAAUAAGAAGGGGCGGUUUCCAUUUAGAGAUCAUGGGAUUUUUGUAUUUAGGCUAAUUUAUUACAUAUCACUUUUUUUAUACUUAGUUGAAACCGUAGUCAUCCUGUUGAUCAUGGAGGGUCUGUCGGCCUUUUUGCAUUCGCUUCGUCUACAUUGGUAAGUUCAUAUCGCACUCUCUUACGUAUUUUCUGCUUUCCCACUCUAUUUUCUAUUCAUUCCUUGCUUGUUUCCGUCAACAGAGAAGUUAAUGUUCAUUUCUUACUUAAAGUAAUUACCACCAUCAAUAGGUAAACCAAACACCACAAAGAGGCGGAAACUCCUAACCAAGCAGAUCGUUUGGAGCUCGUAACUUGUCUUAAUUUAGGCGUAGAUUUUUGACUCAAACCCAGUCUUCUUAACAUGAGAGUACCAUAAUUAUAUACGUCUUUUUUCCUUCACAGGGUCGAGUUCCAGAACAAGUUUUAUCAAGGAACAGGCUACAAAUUUCAACCAUUCUCCUUCAAGUCGAUUUUGAGUGGUCAGCUUGAGGAAUAAUUCUAAUGUUCGGCUUCCGGAUAAGAACUUCAAAGUCGGAUUUAUUCCCGCCCGGUAUCUCAUAAGAAGCAUUCGAAGAGGGCGCAAUGAACGAAUGGAAGUUUUUUCUACUUUUUAUUUUGUCUUUUCUAGGUACUUUAUACCAUCCUCCUAUUUUCCUUAGUCUUUCGUCGGCUUUCAAAAAUUGGAUGCAUGAAGAUUUGGAACAGGGCGGAGUUUAUCAUGAAGUUCAUAGGAUAGUUCUUUAUAAAAAAAAAAAUUAAGGUUGUUAAAAACUGAAGAUUAUAUUGAAACGAAUAUACUCGGAAUUUUUCUUAAAGAGAUUCUUAGACAUUAAAUAAGCUCAAAAAUAUUUAACGUAAAAUGAUUUUUUUGCUUUAAGAGCGAUGAGAUAAACUCAUGCCUUAUUUAAAGAGGAUAUUACUCCAGAAAGUAUUUAUUAAUCGUCAUUAGAUAUGAAUUUAAGUUUGACUGUUACAUUAAGACUUAAAGUAAUUAACGAGUCUCAAAAAUGUGUGAAUUUUUUACUUUUUUAAUUUUUUAUUUUUUCAUCCUGAUAGAGUAACUCUAUCAAAGUUAAUACCUGAAUACCAGCGUAACUUAUUUGAAAAUGAUGCUUUGGUGUGUUGGUUUACUCACGAAUCUCACUCUGGUUAUUUCAAUUUUCGCCGAUGUUCUUGAAUGUCUAAGAACUAAUUUCUUUGGAUCGGUUAGUCCGUUUCGACGGCUCUUUGGUGUUCCCGCUUGAAGAUGAUUGCAAUCUAACUUAUGCAAGGGUAUAUAUGAUCAACCUAACUUAUGCAAGGGUAUAUAUGAUCAACCUAACUUAUGCAAGGGUAUAUAUGAUCAUGUCAUAGCGCCAAAAAAAGCAGCGUUGCCUGUUUUUCAGGCGCUUUAAUACAGGUUAUUUCGUCAUCCAAUUUGUAACACUGAAAUGGUGGAAUCCCUACAGGAAUACGUGCCGUUUUUUGUAGGCAUUUUCUCUAAAAACGGGAAUCGACUUCGACUUUUAUCGUCUUAUUCCUUUCUCUCCUAUAUCUCAUUAGUAAUUCCCCUUACUGUCUGCCUCUCAAUUCUCGUGGUGUUAGUUUGGAGAAUUUGGUAUUAAAUCGACUUAUAAUCUCCCAAUUGAUAUUUAUCUCUAUUCUCACCACUUGUCUGCUUGAUAUCGAAUUGACAUUGAGAUAUUCUGUCUUAGUCACUCGUGGGAGUUGAAGAGUUAAGAUGGGGAUUGGUUUUCAUGGCAACCUAGAGAGGAUGUAACAUUAAUGUGUCUUUUUUAACUGCGAAUGAAAGUCAGAGAAAGAGAGGGAAUCAUCAUACAUCAUUCCAGAUUAAUUUCCGAGUGAGUUCUACCAAUUUUCGGCACCGGCACUGAUGCAAUUCUGACCACAUUUCGAAAUUAGAAACAACUUUCAGAUGGCAGCAGGUCUCAAAACGGAAUAAAAACGUAAGUGGAUCAUAGAGGCCAGGGGUCUGGAAACGAGUAUGAAAAAUACUAUGCCCUUUUCGGAGAUAGGAACCUCAGCAAAGAUUUUAAGAUGACUCACUCCGUCCGAGGGAGGGCUCUUUGACUCACUGGCGCUGGCGUGAAACCUAUGAGGCACCUGAAUCCCGGUUUGCUGCUUCUUGUCCAGUCGGUAUGGCAUCUCAUCUUAUUGUGGGUUUCCCUUACUUCAACCUGUUAUAGCCCUGGAAUUUUUCAGCAUAGAAUUUUAUGAAGCAAGUAUCUAAAUUUUUUAGAAGAAUUCUUCAUCGUUUUCAUUUCGGACAUUUUCGGAAAGUUUCGGAAGUCACAGCAAGCUGCCGAGGACUAAUAUGAAUCAUGGGACAAGAAAAGCUACUCACGUGAUCAGUAUCGGAAGGCGGUGAGAUCACUGUUGUAACUUUUGUACUUUUCAGGUUCAUUUUGUCUAGCUGAACCCAAAAUAUACGUAUUCUUCGCUGCCAAGAUGUCUUCCCUCUUCAGAUCGGAGGAAAUGACACUGGCCCAACUUUUUCUACAGGCUGAAGCGGCUUAUUCUUGUGUCAGCGAACUUGGAGAGCUGGUAAGUCGAAGCUCUAAACUCGGCGCCAUCUUGAAUUUGUUACCUUUGCUUGCUCACCAGAACCUUUAAGAGCAAUGUUUAUCGGUGGUUUGUCUCAAACAUGGCUUAUUUUGUUAUCUCACUCUCAUGGUCUUGUUUUAUUUCUAUCCUUUCUAUCUUAGGGCCUUGUGCAGUUCCGAGAUGUGAGUACCAUCAUUACACUUUGAUCUUAAAUUAUCAACCAGUAGACAUAUUUCUGUUUGUGUGCUGCUUGUUGUAGUGAAACUCAAUUUUAAUGAUUAGUAUUCAACGAAUACAUGGCCAAACUAUGGAAUUUUUAUUGAUAUUUUGAUCAUUGCGGACAGAUCUUUGAAUCCUCAUGUUUCCUUCUCGAAAACACUUUUGCGCAGUGUGUUUUAGAAGGGUUUAAAGAAUCUCAUUCCAUGACCUACGAAAGCUGGUUGUUAAAAUAAUAAAAUAAAUCCUGCAUUUGUUUAAUUGUGUGUUUAAAUGUUCUCAUCUAUCAGUUAAAUCCAGAUGUGAAUGCCUUUCAACGUAAAUUCGUCAAUGAAGUCAGACGCUGCGAGGAGAUGGAAAGGAAACUUCGUAAGUGAAACUGUUAUUCAAAGUAGAGACUAGAAGAAUUUUAGUUUUUCGCGUAUUUUGACAGUACAACACUGUCCUGCAGAUUGAGAUAGUAUUGAUUACUUCUUAGCCCUUUAACUUCCGUGAGUGACCAAGACAGAAUUUCUCCUCACAACAUCCUAACAAUAUCAAAGACACAAUUGAUGAGAAUAUAGAAAAAGACAAUUUAGGGGAUUAUUUGUUGAUCCAAUACCAAAUUCUCCAUAGUAACAUCAUAAGAAUUGUAUGGCAGACAGUAGAGAGAGUUACUGAUGAGAUCUUGGGAGCUAAAGGGUUAAAUGUAUCUCUGACAUUUGGAAGCAGUUCCUUAGCCUUUCCACUCCUGGCAUCUCAUUUGUAAUUCUCCUUACCGUCUGCCAUACAAUUAUCAUUAUGUUAAUUCAGAGAAUUUGGUUUUGGAUCAACUAAUAAUCCCUUAGUUGAUACUUUUCUUUAUUCUCAUCACUUGUCUGUUUCAUAUUGUAUUAAUAUUGGUUGUAAGAAGGAAUUCUGUUUCAGUCUCUCAAGGGAGUGAAAAGCCUGAGACUUUGCAACAGAAACUAACCUUCCACAGUACUAUUUAAGGGUGCAAAUGAACAGUCUUGCUUUGUUUCAACAGGAUUUCUGAAGAAGGAAAUUGAGAAAGCUGAUAUCCAAGUUUCGGACACAGGAGAAAAUCCAGAAGCUCCCCAACCUCGAGAAAUGAUUGAUCUUGAGGUUAGUAGUGAGGAUGGGCACUUUUUCUAGGAAAUAUAAAGUAUGAGACUUCAAAAUUAUAUUCAUAUAAAAACAUAAAUUUACUGAAGAGUUUUAAUCAUAGCUCAUCCAUUUUUUGAAGGAACUCUUGUCUGAUGGAAUUUAAUUUCUUUAGGCCCAGUUUGAGCAGCUGGAAAAUGAAAUGAAAGAUAGCAAUGCGAAUUAUGAAGCACUCAUGAAGAGCUUUCUGGAGUUGACAGAACUCAAGCACAUCCUUCGCAAGACGCAGACCUUUUUUGAAGAGGUGUGAAUUUCUACAUGUAUUAAGUUGGUAUAUGUAUAUGUAAUCAUUGUGUGUGUAUCAUAUGUGUUCAUGAAUAUAGUCAACUGUUGUGAAAAAAUGGAACACGAAUCUCAGAACUGAACUUGGCGAACCUUAAGAAUUGAACCUUGCAAACCUUAAGAACUGAACCUUGAAAACCUUUAGAAUUGAACCUUGCAAACCUUAAGAACUCAACACUGUGAACAUCUAUGUCAUUUUUCAAUUAGAACCUACCUUGAAACCGACUAUUGCUUUUCUUAUCAAAGGGCGUGUUUAUUGACACACACAUAGCUUUCAUAUACCAGAAUUGAGUUUAAGCCUUCGAGAGAAGUUGUUUUCCAUGAGAACAGAUAGUUUCUUUUUGACGAGUUAGAACCUUGGAAUCUUAUAAAUCGAAUUAUUGGAGGAUACAGCCAAUAAAACCUUACAACUAUAGCUUAAAUCUCUAAUCCAAAAUGUGUAUAUUUCAGUUAAUUGCGGGAACACUUUUUAUAUGCAUGGUGGUUUCUUGAUACUUAGAAUCUAAAGUGGCUUAUACUUUCCACCAUUUGAUAACUUUCCACCCGUUGAACAGUUUCCCCAUGUAAAAGUAAUUUACUUUAAAUCUAUUACUGUGAUUGAUCCUGAGAACUUAUACAAAAUAUUUUAGCAUGCUUUGGGUUAAUAUUCUUUGUAUUCAGGCACAACUUUUUUUCCUCCCAAGAAAAAGCAUUUAGUAGAUAGAGUUAAGUUCAGUGAAAGCAAAAGUUUAGAAAUUAUUUAUAUCCUUCAUGUCUUCACUGUGAAUAGUUUUUGUCCUUCUUUUUCCAAAAAAGUAACCAAGACUAACUCCAAGUUGAUGCUUACACAGGUUGCAGAGCAUUCACAUGCAUAAAUAUGUAUACCUGUAAACUCUUUUUUGUUUCUUUGUAUGCUAGAGAGGGUAAAAGGUGCUUCAUUCCGUUAGUACUGUACUUCUUGUUUUUCAUCUUUAUUGGGUAUUUACAUAAGGCUAAUAGAUAUAAAAUAUAAAAUCAUUGAUAACCACUUCUGUUGUCAUACAAAUACUCCUCUAACUUGAAAACCAAAAAGUCAUUGUCUGAAAUAAUAACUGCACUAACCACAGAUUGCAACCUUUUUUUAAACUGUAUUUUCACUCGGAAAUGGAAACUAAACCAAUCUUAAUUCUGUAGUAUUUUUCCUUAAAUAGACACCAAAUUUUUACCGUCAAUUUUACAAAAAUCACCAAAGUCCCACCAUCCUCCCUCCCCUCAGCAAAAAGGAAAAUUUUUGAAAAGACUCUUCUAGAAGACCUGGCAUAACUGCUUUGAAAACUAAACUGAAAAUGCAAGGGAAAACUAUAGCAAUCUUACGAUUAUUACAAUCGGCAUCAGUAUGAUGUUAUUUGCUUUUGUAACAAUGAGUGACUUAAAGGUAAAACACACAUAAGACCUUUUUUCAUGGACAUCAAGGUGUUGAUGAUUAGAUUUGUGUGGCUUUACAGUGCACUUUAAGGGUAUAUAGCAUUAGAACAUAGUAUUGAUGGUUUUGAUUAGGCCGAACUCCAUGUGCAUAAUCAACAACAGAUCCAUGAACCGCAGGGUACUGAUGACAUGCAAGCUCUCCUGGGCGAGGAGCCAAGAGGAGGUAGUGCCACAGCAACAGCAACCCAGUUGGGGUAUGUGAGUAAGUUGUUUCUAUGGCUGACUCCAAGAGCAGGCAGGAGAAAUUGGAGUCUUGUGUUUUGAUUGUUUUGAUUGCAUUUAAUAGCUCUAUCCUGUGUAAUUUUGUCAGAUAUUUUUCAGAUAAUUUGUCAGUAACUAAUAGCUUGAUCAUAUAUUUAUAUAUAUGCAUACACAUGUAAUAUAUUGUUGACUAUUUAUAAGAGUGUAUGUUGCUACCAAAACAUGGCCCAGUUAGAUGAAAGGGAAUUGAAGUUGUAUAAUUUUGUCUCAGCAGUUACCUUUAAAUGUGUCUCUAUCAUUUUUGCUCUUGACCUACAUUGUUGCACAUUUGAUCUAUCACUUGUCUAGUUUUGUGACUGGUGUUAUAGCAAGAGAGCGAGUACCUUCCUUUGAGCGUCUUCUGUGGCGUGCCUGUCGUGGAAACGUUUUCUUCAAACAGGCAGAAAUAGAGACUCCUCUGGAAGAUCCAAGCACUGGAGACCAAGUCAACAAAUGUGUCUUUAUUAUAUUCUUUCAAGGAGAUCAGCUCAAAAGCAGGGUGAAGAAGAUUUGUGAGGGGUGAGAAAGUCUUUAUUAUUUGCUUAUACUGUGUAAUCUUUCCUGUAGUAGUAUUAUAGAUGCGUAUGCUUACUUUAUUAUACUCUCAAACACUGAUGUUGGAGUCCUUAUGAGCCUUAAUCCUGGGUUUAUCAUGUCAUACUGAGGAGUUUAGAGCUUCUUUGGUGAUUUCCAUCCACAGAAUGGAUUAACUUGGCCACUGGUUCAGUUUAAGUCUUUAAAUUUAUAAUAUGAGAUAAAUGAUGAACCAAAAAUUUUGGCUUUUUCCUUUUAGAUUCCGUGCUACGUUGUAUCCUUGCCCAGAUACCGCAGCGGAGAGGCGAGAAAUGGCCAUUGGAGUAACCACAAGAAUUGAAGAUCUUUCAACAGUGAGUAACAAAUACUAGCUGUGUUUGUAAUUACUGAAACUCUAUCAAGGGACAAUUUAUUGAUGUUAGGGUUAAGUUAACUUUGAUUUGAGGUAACUGUCUUAUGUUUUUCCUCACAUUUUAUCAAGGUAUUGAAUGAAACACGUGACCAUCGCCAUCGAUUGUUGAUGACUGUGGAAAAGAAUGUAAAUCAGUGGUUUAUUAAGGUAAUUAAAGUUAUAAUUGCAUAGGAUUUCAAACCCUAACAUCAGUAUGCAUAUUCUCUGUACUGUUCUUCACACAUUUCCUAAUGCACUCAUAAGGAGAAUUUGUUUAGCAGUAAAGUAGGUGUUAUGAGAACCAAAAGUUUUGUAAGAAAUUUACAUUAUUAUUCCAUUGUUUGAUUUCACAUUGCUAGGUCAAAAAGAUCAAGGCCAUUUAUCACACCAUGAACAUGUUCAACCUGGAUGUUACUCAGAAAUGUCUUAUUGCUGAGUGUUGGUGUCCAGUGAGUGACUUGGAUAGAAUUCAGCAAGCACUGCGGCGAGGCACAGAGCGCAGUGGUGCUGCCAUACCAUCUAUUCUGAAUCGCAUGACCACUCGUCAGGAGCCUCCAACUUUCAACAGGACUAACAAGUUUACCCAGGGGUUUCAAGCCAUUGUAGAUGCCUAUGGAGUAGCAAACUAUCAGGAAGUAAAUCCAGGUACUUGACUUAAAAAAAUUAUAACUUAGAGAUCAAUAUUCCUUUUUAUUGUGGUGUAUAUGUGGUCAUGUAAUUUCCAUUUAGAGAGGUAGUUAUAGCAUUAAGAUGUAUUUUAAUUUUUUCUUUCCAGCCUUGUUUACAGUCAUCACAUUUCCAUUCUUGUUUGCGGUCAUGUUUGGAGACUGUGGUCAUGGUUUGAUCAUGUUUCUGUUUGCCCUGUGGUUGGUUGUGAAUGAAAGGAAACUGGCAGGCUAUAAAGAAGGAGGAGAGGUAGACUUAAUUUCAGCUAAAGAAAUCAUUUUAGAAUUUUCUGGUGUGAUGUGUUAUUAAACAGAUAUUGUGGUGUAACAGGUAGGGUACUGGACUUUGGAUCAAAUGGUCCUAGUGGAAGAUUUGGCCCAGUCAUUGUAUUGUGUGUUUGGUCCAGACCUCUGACUCUCACAGUGCUUCUUCCCACCAAGGAGUUUAAAUGGAUCCCAGAGAAUUUUCAGGAAAGCCAGAUAAAAUUGAGGGGUGGGGGGAGGGUAGGGGGGGUAACUUUGGAUGAACUAGUAUCUCAUUCAGAAAGAACAGCAGCACUAAUUUUUGGCUCCUGCCAGAGAAACUAGAAUAAGGUUUGGCUGCAGAGACUGCCCAGCUCCAGGGCUGACAUGAGCUUAACUUAACCCUUGAACUCUCAUGAGCAACAAGGAAAAAACUUUCUCCUUACGUUAUCAGUACAGUGUCAAACGAACAAGUGAUGAGUUUAAAGAAAAAUGUCAAUAUGGAGAGUAUUAAAAGAUCCAAUACCAAAUUCUACAAAGGAGCAUCUCAGGAUAUCAAAGGAGUUUUUCAGCUGUGGAAGUUCUUAUCAUUUUUUGUGCUUUCAAGCAUUAGAAAGAUAUCAACUUGGUGCUUUUAAACAUUUCCUGAGAAAUGCAGUACCAAGUAAGUUGACAGAUCUAGAAUUUCCUCUCAUAAAUUGAUGUUGUUUCUGUCCUCAGAUGUUUGAUACAGUUUUCGAGGGACGCUACAUCAUCAUGCUGAUGGGAUUGUUUGCAGUCUACACUGGUCUUAUUUAUAACGACUGCUUUUCCAAGUCCUUUAACAUCUUUGGCACAGCCUGGGAUCUUAGUGUAGAUUGGAAUCCAAUCAAGUAUGUACAGAAUGUUUUUAUUUACCCGCAGAAUACAACUCAUGCAAGAUUGAACUAUUAAUUGUCCCUUCUUGCAGUUAUAUAUUUUAUUUUAGGUUUUUUUUAUUAUACCUUGUGAUUUCUUUACAUGUCUGAUUGCUGAAUGUGUCUUUAGCAAAAAGGCGUUGGACUCUUAUGCAGAGAACCAAGAUGUUAUGGUUGAGCCACAGCAGACAUACCGUGGGAUACCAUACUACUUUGGUAUUGACCCAGUAAGUAUUCCAGUCAUGUGUUGUUUAUGCUGGUUUUUUUUUUUUUUUAUUCUAUCCAAUUCUUCCACUCUCUAGUGUUUGUCUACAUGAACAUGUAUGAUAAUGAAACUAGGCAAAAUUACCACAAACUUUAACAAGCUGAUCAAGGAAAUUUAUACACACGUUAUUUUGGGUCCUUUGGUUAUCAAAAAUACUUUAGACAGUUCUAAGAAACCCUCAAAACGUUUUCUCUGGACACAAUUUGCCUCUUUUGCCUCGGUCACUUGAGUGUUAAGCAUGGAGAAUCUUCAUAUUAUGGAUUAAAAUAAAUAAAUGUGAGUUACAUUGCUCACUCCAUACCAAGGUGCAUGGUCAGGGUGUUUGUACAUCAUGUAACUUGAUAUCCUGCAGUAAAUUCAACAUUGCUUGAUAGAGGGAGGGGAAGUGGAAGAGAAAAUUUGGAUUUAUAUCACUUCAUAAUGUAACACCUGCAACUGUCCAUGGCAGUUGUGACUGUUUAUGUAAUGAAGACAAACUGUACAAAAAGUUGAACCUGUCUUAACCCUUUAACUCCCACAAGUGAUUAACAUAAAACUUCUCCCAACAAUAUCCAUACAUUCUUCAGCAAAUAAGUAAUGAGAAUAUUCAAACUUAUCAGGUAGAAGCUGCUCUCUUGAUCUAGCACCAAGUUCUCAUAACUAAUUUACAAGGAAAUUUGUAGCAGCUACAGGGGAGAAUUAACAAUCAGAUCUUGGGAGGUAAUGGGUUUAGGGGCACUGUAUUAAGUGGUUAACCUGUAUUAAGCAGUUGGUUAUCAAAAUCUGGAAAUUUUUUGGCUUAAUCACCUUAAUUUUCACCUAUAUUAAGCAGUCACUUCUAUUAACCCUUUAACUCUCAGAUCAAAUUUGUAAUUCUCCUCACUGUCCACCAUAAAAUUCUUAUAGGGUUGGUUCAGAGAAUUUAGAAUUGAAUCAAUUAUUAUCCUCAAAUUGAUAUUUUUCUUCUUAUCAUUAUCUGGUUGAUAUUGUAUUGAUAUUGUAAGGAAAAAUUCUGUCUUGGUUACCCAUGGGAGUUUAAGGGUUAAACAGUCAUGGUCACCUUUGAGUGAGUCCCAACAACCUGUUUGUAUUGUCUUCCACCUGUAUUUAAGUAGGACUGUGUGAAUAAAACUUAGAAAAAUCUUCCAAAUAUAAUAUUAUCCUUAUCUCUCUCCCUUAAUCAAUGUUAGUAGUAUUUUUGAGCAAGUUUUGUAUUAUAAGUGCUCAAUUAUUGCAUAUAAUGGUUUUUUGGUUUUUUUUUUAAUCUUUUUCUAUGUUACCUUGAUUUUUGGAACCUGUAUUAAGCACUCAACUUGUGUUAAGUGGUCAUCUUGUCAUUCCCCAUGGAUGAUCACCCAAUACAGGAUUGACUGUACAUUAAAAUACAUAAAAAUUGUGUGAACUGCAAAUUUAAAAUCUGUUUAUCUAUUUGUUUAUUUAAUUUUUUAAUUUGAUUUCCUUUAUUUAAUUUUCAGAUCUGGCAAAUAGCUACCAACAAACUGACUUUCACCAAUUCAUUCAAAAUGAAGCUGUCCAUUGUGUUUGGUGUGACACAUAUGAUGUUUGGUGUUUGUCUGAGUUUCUUCAAUCAUAGGUAGACAUUGACCUUAUCGACCUUAACCCUUUAAACCUUAAGGGUGAUUAGCAUGCAAUUUCUCCUUACAAUAUCACCUCUGAGUCACACAUUUAGGUCAUGAGAAUAAAGGAAAUGAUCACCAAUUAAAGAAGGUCUGGAUUGUUAAACAAAUCCUGCCUGUCAAAUUCUCAGGAAAUGUAUAGAGAACAGUAUGGAGAAUAUGCAUACUGAUGUUAGAAUGCAAAGGGUUACGUUGUUAAACACAAAGUACAGUUGUAGAACUCAGGUGUGGUGUAACACUUUACAUUUCUUGACUUUUGGCUAACGUUGUCUUAUUUGUUUCUGCAGGCACUUCAAUAAACCUCUGAAUAUCUUCACAGAGUUUAUACCACAGGUAGUUUUUUCUGUGUGAAUAAAAUAUUACUAAGAUUCGCUCCUUUUUGUUUCCAGAAAAGUGGUUUCUAGCACGUUUUCUGUUAAUACACGAGACAUUAUCAUUCCACAAUGCUUAUAAAUUACCUUAGCUUACCUUAGGUUUUUUUUGUUUUUUUGACAAACAAAAUUACCAUUGUUCAAGACAUGUAAGUCAACAUUUUGUUCCUUUGAUAGUGUUACAUGUCAAAAACUUAACCCUUAACUCUUAUGAGUGAUCAAGAAGUAAUGUCUCCUCACAAUUUCAGUACAAUAUCAAGCAGAAAAGUGGUGAGAAUAGAGAGAAUUAUCAAUAAGAGGAUUAUUAGUUGAUCCAGUACCAAAUUGACAGAACAAAAAUAAUAAUUGUAUGGUACAUGGAACUGUGAGAAGAAUUGCUAAUGAGAUCUUGGGAGUGUACCAAUCAACCAAAAAGAGAAAAAAAAUAGGGACCAGGUAGCUUGCAUUUUCUGAUGUUUUAGGCAAUUUGUUUGUUGUAAGUUGAAUUUCUAAUGGGAAUUACUCAUGGUUUCCUUGUGGUACUUUUUAUUUUUCUUUUGACCACGUUUUUUAUUUAAUGAAACUUGAUUUAAUUAAGUUACCCUUUUUUGUGAUACACAUAAUUUCCUUGUAAUUUUUUCCAUGAUAUCCAUUUUCUUUUUCCAGGUUCUGUUUUUGUUUUGCAUCUUUGGUUACCUGGUCAUUUUGAUCUUCUACAAGUGGAUUGCCAUCAGUGUUACUUCGAAGGGUGUAAGUUUUGUAAAACUCUCAUAGCCAAAUCGGUGAACUUAAUUCAAGAGUGUUCAGAGGUGAUCUACUGUAUGCCUUAGUUUUUACUUCUCUCUGGAAAGAAUUUUUGAUAAACACAUGCAUGUGUUAGGAUUUCCAGCCUCUGAAUGAUUUGAAUGAAGGGUUAAGAGGUGUUUAUAAGGAAUGAAGAGCAUGUAAUUUUGUGGAGAAACUUUCAGUGCAAUGUUCUCCUUUUCAGGAAGUAAUGAGUAAAUUUUAGCACCCAAAGUACCUUUUAAUACUGCCUAAAAUUGCUUGGAUAUCUUCAAAAUUCAGCAUGUGAAAGGAUUGCUCUAUCUGUUUGAAAAUUUUCUUACCUCAUCAAAGGAAAUUAAGUUUAAGUUUGCUGAUUGUAAGUGACUGAAUAUACUUUGAGUUAAAUAGUUUUAACGUUGAAUUAGCAUAAAUGUAUAGUUAGCCAUGCUCUUCUACAGAUGCAAAUUAGGCUGAAGUAGCAUUGUAACUCAGUUUUUAAACAGGACAUUGAUAUCAGGUACAUUUGAAUCCAUUUUAAACAAUCUAAAUAAGGGAUUGAUUAUGGCUAAAAAAUUAUUUUUGAUCAUUUGUUUUUUACAUUUCUUGUAGUAUCCAAGUUUGCUGUUGGCACUCAUCAACAUGUUUCUUAAAUUUGGAGGACCUAUCCACGGUUCUGAGCUUCUCUUCCCAGGACAGGUAGUUUGCAGGAAUCCUGUUAAACCAUCUAUCUCUGUAUGAGAUGAAGCCAAACAGGGCAAGGGAUCAUUUUUUCUCAACCAUGCUUUGUGAUCUAGGGACAGUGUGUUUGUAGGGCAUGGAAUAUUGGAGAAUUUCUACCUACUUUCCAGAAUUUUUUGGCUACUUUUCCUGGCAUAAAUCUAGGUUGUAUGAAGGCUGAUUAGCCCUAACUCAAAACUAACUAACAAACUAACUCUUCACACUAAUCCUGGGUUAUCUUAACCCAGCUUUGAACAACCUGGCCCUGUACUAACUUGUGCUGGAUUGGCACCUUCUACAAUCAAACAUUUUUGGCUGCCUCUGGGAUAGUAUCUUUAUUUCAUACAGCUGUUACCAUUAUGCUUUUGGGCAUUAGGUAUUUCUGCCUCUUGGUAUUUGAGCUUUGCCCAUCCCUACAAAGAAGAAAGGAAAAUUUUCUGAAUUACUUAGUAAGGUGGGUGGAAUCCUGACCAUAUAACUAAAGAACUGCCACAAAAAUGGGAAUAUUUCUUAGUUCCUUCAACACUGAAAAAGCAAAGUAUCACUAACUGUGUCUAAUUUAAUUUGUAUUUGUUCUGUAUUCUUAUCUCAUUGUUCUUUGUUUUCACUACAGGAUGUUAUCCAGCCUAUACUAGUUAUCAUAGCUGUAUUGUGUGUACCUUGGAUGCUCUUGGUCAAGCCUUUUUAUCUUCGACAUCAGCACAAAGUUGCUGAAGCACAAGUAAGUCUAAGAUUUUGUGGGUUGCACGUAAUUCCACAUACAAGCACAAAAAAAACUGGAUCAAUUGCCCUUUGUCAGCUUUGUUUUAUACUAAUGUUUGACAUUAGGUGUUGCUUUACUUAAGUUAGUUUAAAGUACCUCAUUUAUUCCAGUUUAUAAUGGUAAUAGGACCAAGUGGAGUCCAAUUCACUCUGCAAUCAUAUGCAUGAUAAACAAAAUUGGAUGAUUGCAAAGCAGGAGUCUGAUUUGUCAAUCACAUGCAUUUUGUAUGGUUCUUACUACUAAAUUUUUAGAGGAAAGAUGUAUAGAUGACAUUACCUUCAACAAGAUUUUGCUCUGUUACCAUGAAAAACAAAUAGGUUCCAUGUUGCUCUGGGUCUUUUCAGUGAUAGAUCAUCAAUGACACAAUCACCUCUGCUCCGCAUGCCAAUUUUUUUCUCUUAUCAUAUUUCAAUGUGUUCUUUGAUCUCUUACUGAACCGAGACAUUAAUUAGAUGCAGUUGCCAUCUACAAGUAUGGUUCACCAGUGAGUAUAAAAAUUAUAAUGAGAUUCUGACGUUAAAGAGCCUUAUAGUCUUAACAAAAAUGUGCUCUUAGGGUUUCCAGAGGCUGAGGUCCAGCAGCCCUCCCUCAUCAACAGUACAGAUUCAAGGGACAGAAGGGGACUCUGAAAUAGUCCAUCAUGGAGGCCAGGGACAGGGUGAACCUCAUGAUGAUGUUCACGAGGAGGUAAGGCUGUUGUUAGUUUCCUUUGGGGUCUACUCCUACUGGUUUGAAAUGCUGAAAUGUGUAAAAGGUUGCAUGAGCAAGAAGAUUUGUCAAGGUUUCCACAUAACCAUGUGUCUGAUUAUACUAAUGGUGUGCUGUUGAACUUUGAGCCAACCAAUCAAAAUAGUACUUGGAAUAACUUCUUUUUUUUAAUAAUAAUAAUAAUAAUAAUAAUUCUUAGUCUGUCUUUUUCAUCUUUGUUUUCUAUUUAGUUUGAUUUUGGGGAAGUAUUUGUACAUCAGUCUAUUCAUACCAUUGAAUACUGCCUGGGUUGUAUCUCAAAUACAGCCUCUUACUUGCGACUGUGGGCCCUUAGUUUGGCACAUGCAGGUAAGUUAUUGCAUUAGGCUUCUGUUCAAAUCUGUCAAGUUUCAAGAAAGAUGAUAGAGUGGAGACCUGUUUGCUCAAACAUAAAAUCUUGAACACAGUAGUAUUUCUAAAGUACCUUGCACCAUGUCUUAUGCACAUAAUUUAGUUCUCUCGUGAUAAUUAUGAUUUGAAUAAUUUCACUUUUGAUGUCCAAAACCUCCCCAUCUUGAGAAGCUAAUGCUUAAACCAUACCAACUGCUGAUGUUUUAAAAUAGUUUACUUACUGUACCUCUGUCUCUUUAGAGCUGUCUGAAGUGUUAUGGAGCAUGGUGUUGCAUUUGGCUCUGUCAUUUAAGGGAGGACUUGGAGUGGUUGCUUCCUUUGCUUUGUUUUCGUUUUGGGCAGGUGAGUGUUCGCAGUGGUUGUUUGAGCAAUUUUUUCAUCAUGGCCUCUUUUUCUGUCUUGCAUUUCCAUCUUUACAUUGCUUUGAGGGGGUUGGGAAGAAUGAAACAAAAUGUUUUGCUUGAUCUCUAAUUAUGCUGGCUUAGUUUAAUCUUUACCAGCAGACUACAACCCUGAGUAUGUGUUAGUUGAAGUUUCUGAUGUUAUCUGAAUUUUUUUUGCCUCCAGUACUCACUGUUGCCAUCCUUUUGAUUAUGGAGGGGUUAUCAGCCUUCUUACAUGCUCUACGUCUCCACUGGUAAGUUUUUAAAUUUCAAGGCAAGCAAAACUUUCAUUAUGUCUGUUGGCCCAGAUCUUGUCAAUCAAUCCCAAAUAUUGUUAUAAGUUGAAUUUGAAAAUAAGUGUGGUACCUUAGGCUUACUAUGCCCAGUAGUCUUGUAUAAUGGUAUACUGAAGUUGACCCUUAAACCCCUGAGAGUGACUAGCAUCUAAUUUCUCCUCAAAAUGUCACCCCUGAAUCAAACACAAAGGUCAUGAGAAUAAGGGACAUGAUGAACGACUAAAGAACUCAUGACUCUUAGACAAAUUCUCCUCAUCAGAACCUUAAGAAAUGUAUAGAGAACAGUAUGGAGAAUAUGCAUUCUGAUGUUAGGGUGUAAAGGGUUAAGUGGCUCCAUCACAGUGCCCCACUAGCACUGUGAUGGUUCGACCAAAAUCCAUUUGAAAGUUCUCAACUAAUUUGUACUUGUUAUUUAACAGCCCUAAAUUAUUAGGUUUUUAAAUUUCAUUGCUCAGCAACCAACUCAGAUUAAUACAUGUCCAACACAAAACCUACUGUAGUGUGUACUUUUGUAAUCUAACUUGAUUUCCUGUACUAAAUAAGUCAGUGUGAUGGUUAACAGAAAAAUGUGCGCUAAUUGUUAGCAUGACUUUUUAAUGAGUACACCAAAAGCAUUUUUGUAAAUAAUUCAAGUCCCAGUGUUGAUUUGUUUUUUUUUUUUGGUCUUUGUAGGGUCGAGUUCCAGAGCAAGUUUUAUCAAGGAACAGGCUACAAGUUUCAGCCGUUUUCUUUCAAAUUAAUAAUAAGCGGCCAGCUUGAGGAAUGA